GCUCAAGUUCUGGUAUAAUAGUCACUAACUACCAAUCGAACUAAACUACUCAUUGUACUCAAGUUCAUUACACAAAUCCUGGCAUGUUUGGAACUAGAAGGGGAGAUUGGGGCCGUGGCAGUAGGGCACGUGGACGUGGAAGUUACCGAGGAGGAGACGAGUCGCCUGGUAGGCAUAGGAAAGGCAAUGCCAGUGAUGAAGCAGAGGAACAAGUACGUGACCUUUUUUCAAAGAAAUUCCAGUUUCAUGAUGAAAUACCAAGCACAUGGAAAUUACCAGACCCACAACAAAUAUUUCAUCAUCCGCAAUACAGUCACCGUAGCCUUCUUGACAUAAGAAAUAAGCUGAACAGUGUGAAAAGUAAAUUGGAUGACAAGGAAAUCACCUCAUGGCACCGCCACACCAAGUUCACAAAUAGAGCUGGCAAUAUUAUCCCAGAGGUCCGUAAGAGACAUCAGCCUGAAUUAUGUACACAAGGCUGGACAAAGUUGCAUGAAAUUCUCACUGUCUUUAAUAUCGUGCCCGAUUCUGUAAUAAGGCUUAAUUCGUUACACCUUUGUGAAGCUCCUGGUGCCUUUGUUACUAGCUUAAAUCAUUACCUCAAAAUUCAUCGAAUGGAUAUUGUUUGGCAGUGGAGAGCAACUACUUUAAACCCCUAUUAUGAAGGCAACAGCACUGUAGCUCUCAUUGAUCAGGAUCGAUUUAUGAUAGAGACUAUUGACAAUUGGUAUUUUGGACAAGAUAACAGUGGCGAUAUAACGAUCUGGGAUAAUGUUAUUGGAUUAGUUGAGAAGGUGAAGAAAGAAUUGAAAGAUGUCCACUUGGUAACUGCUGAUGGUAGCAUAGAUUGUGCUAAUAGUCCUGCUGAACAAGAGACUAUUGUAUCUCAGUUAUUGUUUUGUGAAACAGUUGCUGCCUUUUUAGUAUUGAGGGAUGAUGGGACAUUCAUUCUGAAAUCAUUUACAACCUUGGAAUGCCAGUCAGCAUGUCUUCUUUAUUUACUGGCAACUUGCUUUAAAAAGGUUAAUGUUUACAAGCCAGUCAGCAGUAAGGCUGGAAACUCAGAGCAGUAUAUUGUCUGUGUAGGAUUUAAGGGCAGGUCUGUUAUCACUGAUGUUCAUUUGAAUAAAUUGAAGCAAGGAUUUAACGCUACAUUUUCUAACCGCAGUCUUUUUCCAAUGGCCUCUAUUCCUGAAUCAUUUUGGGCUCAACUUGCGGAAUGUUCUUUGAAAUUUAGUACAUAUCAAAUUCAUGCUAUUGAAGAGAAUUUAAGACUUUAUGUUUGUAUGAAAAAUUCAGAAAGGAAGCUAAUUAAAGAGGUUAAAGAUAUAUGCUGUGAAAAAUUUAUCGAAAGAUGUAAGCUAAAAAAGUUACCACGUGAUAAGGGAAUCUUACCAUCUCUACAUUUAGAUGGUGUUCAUGGCCUUCAUGCUGUAUCUCUUCCAGUGGUAUCGCUGUCUGAUGCUGUUCGUGAUAGACGAACAACUGGAUCAUUUAUAUCUCGAAUGACAGCAAUUCAGCGACCAUGGGCUGAUACUGUACAAUCUAUUAAACUCUCUGGAGAAAAUUAUUCAGUUAGUACAACAGGAUUAUCUGAUGCUGGUAAACUUGUGAUUCAUUGCUUGGGCUACACCGGUACUGGGCAUGAAGAUGAAGGUAUUGGCAGCAUUGACAAAGAACAAUCUUUGUCUGCAAUUGCUGUUGAACCAGAUGACGUCUUCUGGUUGAAAUCUAGACACAUACAGAAAUCAUUUGAUAAGCAAAAUCUUCAUACACUGGAUGGCAAAAGGGUGGAAAAGGUGACAAAUAGUAAGUUCUGCUCCAAUGAAUCUUUAAGAAAACUCACUGGUAUUAUUGACAAAGCUGAAAUAAUUCAAUCUAGCAAUAUGGCUGACUUUGCGCACAUUGUGUCAAAAUCCAUUCCUUGCCAUGCACUUCUUGCAUCAAAUCCUCCUUUUUAUUUAAAUGCAGAGGCUCUUAAUUUGGCUGCACUGGAUUCUCUUACUGGAGUUGUCAGUCAGAUAACAGUAGCUAGUGAGCAGUGUUUGUCAUUUGUUGAUCUGUGGGGUGGUCCUAGUGGUUAUGGACAGUAUGUUUAUUGGACAAAGUGCAGUCAUUCAAUUCAAGGAUGGGGUGUUGUCAGAUCUGAAGUUCGCUCCCUUCACCCGUCACCAAUGUUAGCACGCUUCGUUCAGUGGGAUACAUUUCAGAUUUUAGGCUCAGUACAAGGUUUAAAUAUAGUUAGCAAUGAUACAGUGAACAGUAUAGUUGCAGCUGUUCAGUCCGAAUGUCCUGAGGGUGUGCAGUUAGUCAUUGGUGAUGUUUCAUCACUUCCAUUUGGAUCACAUCCUCCUGGAAAUGAAGAAUGUCACACUAAGCAACAGUUUCUCACUCAGUGUGUAUGUGCUCUUAAGUUGAUGUCACAUGGAGGAUCCUUUGUUUGUCGUUUGUACAGUCUACUGACUCGAUUUUCUGCUGCUCUUUUGUAUCUAUUACAUAGUGUUUUUCAUGAAGUAGCUCUAAUUAAACCUAUAACUUCAUCUCCUGUGUCACCAGAACAGUUCAUUGUUUGCAAGGGAUAUGUAGGAUGUCCUACUAUAAUUUGUGAUUUGUUAUUGGAAGUGAACAAUCACAUAUCUGAUCUGAAGCAACACCAAGGCUAUGGACACAGUGGUUCAACAUCUGAUGUUUUGGAAAUAAUCCCAGUGCAACAGUUGUUUGAUGACACGUUCUACCAAUAUCUUGCAUCACACAAUGAGAGAAUGCUAAAAUUGCAGGCACACACACUUUUAAAGCUGGAAAAGUAUUACCUUGAACCACAAGUACUUUCCAGAGAUGAUAUUUCAGAGAAGUUAAAACUAGGUAUGCUAGAACUAUUAAAGCUACCAAAACAAAUAAUGUGAUAAAUUUGUGUUUUGUGAGUCAACAGAAACAGAAAUUAAUUUCUUGGUUAUUAAAAUUAAA
Amphimedon queenslandica is the source of this 2964-nucleotide messenger RNA. Its product is annotated as cap-specific mRNA (nucleoside-2'-O-)-methyltransferase 2-like. The transcript is spliced from 18 exons. The coding region runs from base 84 to 2903 and encodes 939 amino acids. Gene Ontology annotation, molecular function: methyltransferase cap1 activity. Gene Ontology annotation, cellular component: nucleus; cytoplasm. Gene Ontology annotation, biological process: methylation; 7-methylguanosine mRNA capping. Lineage: Eukaryota; Metazoa; Porifera; Demospongiae; Haplosclerida; Niphatidae. The record is from RefSeq and is a predicted model, not a curated record.